AUGAGUGACCGAGGAAGUUAUUCUAGUACUAGUGCGAGUCCAUCCACAAAUAAUAAAGAAAAGUCCAAAGAUUAUCAUCGUAUGGAUUGUAAAAAGAUCCAAAUCCUACCUACAAACGGUUCUCUUGAUUAUUACACUGAUGGAAGAAUGGCAGUACGUUUUCAUGAAUCUACGCAAGAAAUGAGCUUGUGGUUGAACGAUUUAAAGGAUGAAAUUUUCAUCCCGUUCGAUCAGCUGAAAGGAUUCAGAAUUGCAGAAUACAAAGAACUAGAAGUCUCCCUCGUACUUAACUUUCACAGAAGGUAUUAUCAAAACGACGUAGAGGUAAAAGGAGAUCCAACCAACGGUUUGUUAGAAAAGGCGACAUCAUUGAUUAUUACACCGCGUAAUAAUGUUCCAAUUGAAAGUUUGACUACGAUUGAAGAUAUUAUUGAUAAGUACAGAUUUGGUAUAUUUUUAGCAACCUACAAAAUUUCGAGCAUCCGGCGCGAUCCUGUCAAUUCAAUUGAGAUAUAUGUGAAAUUUUUCAUGUAUGUAGAACGUGGAGGAGUUGUCGUACCAGAAGACAUUAGUCUUGAUGGAAUAAUACAAACCAUUUCAAAAAAGUUCAAGUUUUAUCUUAAUUCUGACCGGUUAUCCUAUAAAAAUGGGGUGGAUGUUAUUAUUGCCAUUAGAGAUGAAGAAGAUUGGAGCGUUGCUAAAUGGGAAUCAAGAUAUUCUAAUACUAAACCUGGUGUGGAGCUUUAUUUCAUUUGA
Funneliformis mosseae is the source of this 756-nucleotide messenger RNA. The record is from the annotation of a GenBank genome assembly. Lineage: Eukaryota; Fungi; Glomeromycota; Glomeromycetes; Glomerales; Glomeraceae.